CUGGACUGGGUGUUGUUAGUUAUACAAGUUGCCUUCCCCACUUAAUGUAAAUCGACGAGGAAGCGGCACACGGAGACGGACACACGGAGGAUGACACCGAGGUGACGCUCCAGUCAGCUGAUUGACUCACAUGACAGCCUUUUCCAGUUUCAGGAUCGGGAACAGAUACUGCCAGAUGCGGUCAAAAUGCUCAGAAACAUUUCGCUUUAGUCGUCAGAAAAGAGAAAAGUGCUUCACCUUGUAGUUAACUCGCUAACUUGACGGAGGCACGGAUGGCUGCGGGUGUCGGCUGCUCCCCACCGAGCUACCUGUGAUGCGAACCGGGGCGGUGAGUCUGCACAAACCGGAGCAGCUACGGGGUUAGCUUGAGGGGGAAAAAAACACAAAAAACAACAAAGCUUCAACGUAGCUGAUGUGCUUCUGACUCCGGUACAAGUUUGCAUUCAUUUCCUUGGAGGGGUUCAGUGUGACGCUGCCAAAAUGAGUCCGGAGGGGAAGGCGCUCCUCAACAUUGUCAUUCUAGGCUUCGGCUUUAUGUUCAUGUUCACUGCUUUUCAAACGUGCGGCAACAUCGAGCAAACCGUUAUCAAGAACUUCAACAGCUCUGAGUUCCAUGGCAGCGGAUACACAAGCAUGUCCAUCAUCUAUGGAGUUUUCUCUGCGUCCAACCUGAUCGCCCCCUCAGUGGUGGCUGUGAUUGGACCUCAGCUGUCCAUGUUCUUCAGUGGACUUCUGUACAGUGGGUACAUUGCUAUGUUCAUCUACCCGUACACAUGGAGCUUCUACACGGCCUCUGUGUUGGUUGGAAUCGGAGCAGCAGUCCUGUGGACGGCUCAGGGAAACGUGCUCGCUAUCAACUCCACCGACUCCACCAUUGGUAGAAACAGUGGAAUAUUUUGGGCCCUGCUGCAGUUUAGCUUAUUCUUUGGAAACCUGUACAUAUAUUUUGCCUGGCAUGGACACGUUCAUAUAACAGACGAGGACCGCCAGACGGUGUUCAUCUCUCUCACGGUCAUCAGCCUGGUCGGGUGCUUCCUUUUCUUCCUGAUCCGGAAGCCCGAGCCUGAAGCGGCGCCCUCGGAGACAUCAGAGCCGCUGCUGCCGACCGAAAUCUCCGAGAGUAACUCCACGACGGGGCCGUCUAGCGUGGGCCUCUGCUCCCAAGCUGUGGACGCUUUUGUCAAAGCGUGUAAACUGUUGGUCACCAAAGAGAUGCUGCUGCUGAGUAUCUCCAUAGCGUACACCGGUUUGGAGCUGACCUUUUACAGCGGGGUGUACGGGACGUGUAUCGGAGCCAUGACGCGGUUCGGGCAGGACGCCAAGAGCUUGAUUGGCGUCUCGGGCAUUUUUAUUGGCAUGGGGGAGAUCUUAGGAGGGGGCUUAUUCGGGAUGCUGAACAAGUGCAACCGCUUUGGGAGGAACCCCGUGGUGCUGCUGGGCCUCAUCACGCACUUCGUCGCCUUCUACCUGAUUUUCCUCAACAUUGCCAGCGAUGCUCCUCUGGCCCCAGAGGCAGGGACAGAUCUGCAGGCUUACAUCAACCCCAGCGUCGGCGUGGCGUUGCUGUGCAGCUUCCUGCUGGGUCUGGGCGACAGCUGCUUCAACACUCAGCUGCUCAGCAUCAUCGGCUUCAUGUUCCGCGACAACAGCGCCCCGGCCUUCGCUGUCUUCAAGUUCAUUCAGUCCAUCAUGGCCGCCCUGGCCUUCCUCUACAGCAACUUCCUGCCGCUGCACUGGCAGCUGCUCAUCCUGGUGCUGGUCGGCUUCCUGGGCUCGCUGUCCUUCUUCGUGUCGGAGUGGCUGGCCGAGUCCAGCAGGCUGGACUCCGACUACGACAGCAUCUGAUCUCGCUGGAAAACCCGUGUGGGUGGACGCCUUGGUGUACAGAACUCCGCCUGCUGUCUCUCGGUUGGACCAGACUGACGCUGUAAUUCCUCCGUCUGGGCUGGACGGAGCCGGGCGGCGGCUGCAGGACUAAAUAUUUAUUUCAAAGCCAGGAUUCACCUCGUCACAGGCACGGGACGGGACGGGACGGCGUACGCACAAGACUCCCUCAUUCCUGUGUGCGUGCAUUUUCAAAAUCCCUGUGAAUACAUCAGCUAACACUAAUAAACAUUAGUACACUUAGUUGAAUCAGACAUGAACAAAUCAUAAUGGAUAGAGAUUGAUCCUGCAGCCCUGUUGUUAAGUAAAAAUGUUGCCUGCUAGACUUUGAAUUUGUCACGGUCGACUUAAACAUCUCUCUGCACGCCACAGCACAGAGAAGAAGUUGCUCGGGUGCCACAUAUCGACUUCUCCCUGCGAGUUUUUGCAGCUCACACGCAUGUUUCACAUCUCAGGCUCACAAAUGGCAUGUGGUGUGCAGAAAUCAAGACGAUGAAUUUUUUUUCCUCCCCUAGCAGGACAACUACUCCCAGGCUCUUCUAGUCUAUUUUGUUUUUAAAUAUUUUUUGAAGUGCAAUGGACACUGUAAUUCUGCGUCGUUCACUCUACACGGAUCAGUUAUUUAUAUUUCUGCACGGGACGAUCUCCGCUGUUCGCUCUCCUCGUUCCUUUUGUCGCUCACGGUUCACAGUUCUGCUGGUAUCACGAGGCUGUCACCGGUUCGCAAUAAAGGCUGUGAUUCCUGCCCUCGCUGUCGGUCCGAGCGAGUCACUUCAGCAGCGGGAUCUCGUUUUGUUCCACUCGAGGACUCGCUGAAGCCGCCGCUGCAUCAAACGGGAGCAAAGCGUAAAGGGAAACACCGGGAGAUCAAACUUCCUAUGCAUCUUUUUUUUUUGUUGUUUUGUUUUUGUUUACGCCGUCAAAUGUCAUUUUCUCCUUUGUCGUUCCUCUCCUGAACAUGUUUUUCUUCUCUUUUGUAUGUGUGUGUUAUUCAUUUACUCAUCCACUUUGAGUGCUGUGUAAUUGGUUUAGUGGUAAUAAGAUCCAAGAGGCCAGUGACUAACUCCUCGUCUUGAGGCCAACCUGGGACUCCUCCUCCUCGUUCCAGGAACCUUUUCACGAUUUAAAGUCGGGCCUCGAAUAAUUAUCCGAGGCUGUUUUUGAUCGUGCCAAAGAAAGAAAGAAAGGAAGAAAGGAGUCCUCUUUUUUUUUUUUUUUUCUUGCAACUUUUACCUCUUUAGCCCUCGCCAUCUCCAAGGAACAAACAUCAAGGUGCAACGAAAAGGGUGCAGGGGGAGCAAUUUAAUGUUAUUUUCACUUUGCUAGGAAAUGAGUUGACACUUUUUUAAUGCCAAGGGUGGUUUCAGAUAAUUCUCACUAAUUCACAACAAGUUGGCACCAAAUCAGCAAACAGUUAAAUACAGGCCUUAUGUGUUUUUGUGUUUGUCUCUCAGACCAUCAUGUGACAGUGGGAUAGGACAGCUGAGAACUGGAUCUUAAAUGCUGUGUUUUUUUUUUUUUUCGUUGAAAGUGUCAAUUUAUGAAUUGCGCUCUAAUGUCAUGUAAAUCGGAAUGAAGGUUUCGGGGGUUUGCUUUAGGUUUAUUCACGUUUAGUCCAUGUUGAAUGCGUUCUGUCUCUGGGAUAUUAAGGGAACUAACUGCCUAUGUGCUGUACCAUGAAGGUGAUUUUAUACUUGAAUGUAGAAUGACACCCGAAUUUUCAUGCUUGCUUGUUUUUAUUAUCAAUAAAAUGUUGUUUUGA
Molecule: messenger RNA, 3646 nt
Organism: Myripristis murdjan (pinecone soldierfish)
Lineage: Eukaryota; Metazoa; Chordata; Actinopteri; Holocentriformes; Holocentridae
Gene: mfsd11
Product: major facilitator superfamily domain containing 11
Exons: 14
Coding region: 481-1845 (454 amino acids)
Source: RefSeq, a predicted model, not a curated record